UGACAAUCGCGUCAUGUGACAAGCAUAUUUGUUUUUGUUGUUGACAUUAAUGAAUCUGUCAAAAAAAGGUACAUAUUUUUUUAAUUUAAAAAAAUAAUGUUUCGAUCAUUAAAGAGAAAAAUUAUUUUUACUAUUCUAAUAUCAUACGUUGUUGCCGAUAAUUCCAAUGAAUGUUCAUGUGGAAAAAAUUUAAAUAGAGAAAAAUGUGACAAGACUAACGGUGAUUAUUGUCAUAAAAAUAAUGAUAACUUUAUUAUCACUAAUAAUGAGGAUUUGAAGAGUCAUUUUUUACACAAUGCUGAUGAUAAAGAUAAAUAUUCAAAUAUGGUGAAAAUUGAGAGUGAUUCUUAUUUUAUUGGUACAAAUGAGCCGGUGUUUGCUCCAGAUGGAGAAGGACCACGACGUGAAGUUAUUUUAGAUAGUUUCUAUAUUGAUAAAUAUGAAGUGAGCAAUGGGGAUUUUAAGAAAUUUGUGACUGAAACUAAUCAUCAGACAGAGGCGGAGAAAUUUGGUGAUUCCUUUGUAUUUGAGGGACUUUUGAGUGAGAAAUUGAAAUCAACUAUUGAUCAGGCUGUCAAAGCGGCUCCUUGGUGGUUACCUGUUAAAGGUGCUUCCUGGAUUCAUCCCGAAGGCAAUGAUUCUAAUAUAACAGAUAGAUUAGAUCAUCCGGUGGUUCACGUUUCCUGGCACGAUGCAUCAGCAUAUUGCAAAUGGCUUGGAAAGAGAUUACCGACAGAAGCUGAGUGGGAAGUCACAUGUCGUGGUGGUCUGAAGGAUCGUCUUUAUCCUUGGGGAAAUAAACUAACUCCUAAUAACGAGCACAGGACAAAUAUAUGGCAGGGAGAAUUUCCAGGCAGUAAUACAGGAGAAGAUGGUUUUAUCGGCACAUCUCCAGUCACAAAUUUCCCUCCAAAUAAAUAUGGUGUUUACAAUAUUGCCGGAAAUGUUUGGGAAUGGACGUCAGAUUGGUGGCAAAUUGAUCAUUCAAAGACUGAGAAAAAAAAUCCGACUGGAGCGGAUAAUGCACUUGACAAAGUGAAAAAAGGUGGAUCCUAUCUUUGUCAUAAAAGUUAUUGUUAUCGAUACAGAUGCGCUGCUCGAAGUCAAAACACUCCAGACACAUCCGCUGGAAAUGUUGGCUUCAGAUGUGCCGUUUCUGCAUAAAAUCAACGACUGUUAUUUGUAAAUAAUUUUCAUCAAUUUUUGUACAUUCAAUUUUUAUGUAAAUAAAUUUAUUUAUAUAACUAUUGA
This is a messenger RNA of Leptopilina heterotoma, 1251 nucleotides long. Its product is annotated as formylglycine-generating enzyme. Bases 97 to 1164 code for a protein of 355 amino acids. Gene Ontology annotation, cellular component: endoplasmic reticulum. The record is from RefSeq and is a predicted model, not a curated record. The transcript is spliced from 4 exons. NCBI's taxonomy places the organism in Eukaryota, Metazoa, Arthropoda, Insecta, Hymenoptera, Figitidae.